Messenger RNA from Toxorhynchites rutilus septentrionalis, 925 nucleotides. RefSeq lists its product as uncharacterized. The record is from RefSeq and is a predicted model, not a curated record. The coding region runs from base 122 to 793 and encodes 223 amino acids. Lineage: Eukaryota; Metazoa; Arthropoda; Insecta; Diptera; Culicidae. The transcript has 3 exons.
UGGAGAAAGCUUUCAUUGCUGAUAAAAAAUACCGGCUUUGUUAGUCGAAUGCUGUUCUAUUCUGUCACGACUAUUUUUUAUUUACGACAUACAUAAAUUUGGUACAUCAAGCAAAAGUGAAAUGAAUGAAGCCUUGCGUUCAGUUAAUGUUGACGAUACCCAUGAUUCUGGAGACGAGGAUAAUGGGUUUACACUAACAACUGAUUUUUUCGAUCCUAUCGCAGCAUUAUUGUCGAGUAUUGGUGGAGAGGCAGAAAAUCUAACUGAAGAAUUGCGGAAGUAUGGAAUCAAGUACGAGCACCUUUCUGGCCUGGUUGAUGAGGACCUAACCAUUCUAGGCCUAAAAAAUACAAAAAUAAGAGAAGAGGUAUUGGCUGAAAUUUCUUGCCUCCCGAACCAGGUGGAACACUACGAAAUAGCACUGAAAACACUUGAUCUUCACAAUUACAUCCAAGGCGUCCUGUCAAAAGUAUCAUCUCACACAGAAACCCUCAACGCUUUGUUAGGACUUAUUCAACUUAGAAUCGAUUGUCAGCAUGUAGAAAACGUGUUGAUUGAGCGGGACAAAUACGCAGCGGCAGAAGCAAGAACUCUAUGUCGAAGAUUGCACGAGAGAACGGCUUAUAUAAACAACAUUUUGAAUAAAAUCGGACAGGGACAGUUAAACAAAACGUUUAGACAUUGGCCAAAAUAUCUUAAGAAGACUUAUAUUUUCAAAAAUGUUUGCCUGGCUUCGUUAUUUUUAUAUGGUACUUAUUUGGGUAUGAAGGCUUUCAAACUUUAUACCAGAUGAAAAAUGGUUUUGUGAAUUUUAUAUAACAUGGAUACAAAGUUUAAUGAUAAAUAAAUGAACAAGUUGUAGGAGUUAUUCUCAUUCGACUUUUGUAUCCAAACCCACUAGCGAGAGAAAAGUAGUAAACAAACA